GUGCAGCCCGUGCACACUAUCUGCAAAAACUCCAGAAAAUUAUCUCAAGAUAUCCAAGUUCGAAAUUGGCCAAGUAUCCAUUCAAACAGAAACCGCUCUUUUCGCGCUGUCAAUCAUUUUCUGCGCAUCUGCAGCUUCACCGACUCUAAUCGCAAACCGCCCCGAGACACCGUCCGUCGAAUCCCCCACAAGCUCCCACGCACAAGAAUCCACAAAUAUGCAUCUUAUGUACACUCUCGAUGCCUCUGGCAAGCGCAUCUACACUCUGAAGAAGGUCGUUGGAAGCGAAGUCACCAAGUCCGCACACCCCGCUCGAUUCUCACCAGAUGACAAGUACUCGCGGCACCGUGUUACAUUGAAGAAGAGAUAUGGACUACUUCUGACGCAGCAGAGUCAGUCCUUCCUCUGAGAUUACUUUUGGUUCGGCCUGUGCUAACGAAAUUACUUUGCAGAGGAUCUGAAAGUCUUGGGACAAUAAGAGUCGACCCAGUAACGGAAGUUUGUGGGUUUAGAUGGAGUACAUAUAUUCGAGGAAGCACGUCUGUCACGGUGGCAUUCGUUGGAGUAUAC
Messenger RNA from Hyaloscypha bicolor E, 570 nucleotides. Its product is annotated as H/ACA ribonucleo protein complex subunit 3. Gene Ontology annotation, biological process: ribosome biogenesis; rRNA pseudouridine synthesis; snRNA pseudouridine synthesis. The record is from RefSeq and is a predicted model, not a curated record. Gene Ontology annotation, cellular component: box H/ACA snoRNP complex; box H/ACA telomerase RNP complex. Gene Ontology annotation, molecular function: telomerase RNA binding; box H/ACA snoRNA binding. Bases 218 to 409 code for a protein of 63 amino acids. NCBI's taxonomy places the organism in Eukaryota, Fungi, Ascomycota, Leotiomycetes, Helotiales, Hyaloscyphaceae. The transcript has a single exon.